Molecule: messenger RNA, 1359 nt
Organism: Cetraspora pellucida
Lineage: Eukaryota; Fungi; Glomeromycota; Glomeromycetes; Diversisporales; Gigasporaceae
Source: the annotation of a GenBank genome assembly
AUGGUUGAUGAUUUUUUAAGUCAACAUCACUCAUCAUAUCUUGAAAACCAAGAUGAUGAUUUUUAUACUGAAGAUGUUGAAUACACAGAUGACGAUUGGCAAUGGGAAGAAAGACUUCGUCUCAUAAAUGAAUUUUCAAAUUGGACUAGUGGUGAUGAUGGAUUAGACAGAUUUCUUCAACAAACUCAAUUAGAAACGCCACAAGCAUUUAUAGAAAAGCCUCUUAUAGUUGCACUAAAGUCUCUUAAAAAUUCUCAACAACUCAGUGAAGAAUUCUUGGAUGAGUUUAAACGUCAUGGUAGUCUCAAACUAGAUGGCUGUGGUUACGUUGUUCAUUGUCAUGGUGUGACACGCAAUCCAGAAACACAAGAAUAUAUGAUGGUUAUGAAUUAUGCUGAAGAUGGCGAUCUUAGACAUUAUAUACAAAAAAAUUUAAGUACCCUUCGUUGGAAGGAUGUCGUUGAAAUGUUAUGUAGCAUCGCAAUGGGUCUUCUAAAUGUGCAUAAAAAUGGUACAUUCCAUAAAAAUUUGCAUUGUGGCAACAUUUUAAAAUUUUAUAGUUGUAACAUUGCAGAUUUCGGUUUGUGUGGUCCCAGUAAUCCUUCAGAACCACGAGGGGUAUAUGGAUCCUUACCAUUUAUUGCACCAGAAGUUCUAGCUGGUGGUUUAUUUUCUGCAAAAGCUGAUAUAUAUAGUUUCGCUUUUAUAAUGUGGGAAUUAUCUUCUGGUCGACCUCCUUUUUCGGAUAGACCGCAUGACCAUUCAUUAGCAUUAGAAAUUUGUCAUGGUUUUAGAGAGGCCGUAGUACCCGGUACACCAUUAUUUUAUGAACAAUUGAUGGUAAAAUGCUGGAAUGCUGAUCCAUCAUUGAGACCUGAUGCUGAAGAAAUUGUUGAUAUAUUAUUGUCUCCAUAUGGUUAUCAACGUCGUAUUCUUGGUUUAGAUGAAUUUGUCAUAAAUACCGCAAAUGACAUUGACGACGUUGAUCAGUUUGAACAAACCCUAGCAUCACGCAUAUCAAAUACAAAUUACCCGGUCUCUCCGGACGUACAUCCUUUUGCAUUUUAUAAUAGUCGGUUCAUAUUAUUUCCAAAUUUACCAACACCACAGAAUUCAUUCGUAGCUACGGAUCAACCAAUAAUGAAAUCAUAUCUUGAUUUCAAUGAUAAAUCUCAACAAUGUUCUCUACAGUAUGAUGAUGAAAUGGCAUACGAAGAAUAUGACACUAAUUAUCCGCCAGAAUUUUCUGAUAUAGAAAGUGACAACGAAAGUGAAAACGAACAAUAUAUUCCACCUCCACCACCUAUAUCAAUGCUUCGCAGAAAAUCGCUCGCUCCGAUUCCAUUGGCAAUAAAUUAA